AUGCCUCCCGUCGGAUCUCGCCGCGCUUGUGACCGCUGUCAUUCGCUCAAGGAGCGAUGUCACUGGCGGCAGGACCAGGGCGCAUGUGCUCGUUGCCAGCGUCUUGGCUUUGAGUGUCUGGUUGAUCGUCCUGCCCGCAAACCUGGCCGCCCACGUCGUUAUGCCGCAGCAGUAACCAGGACACCGCCUACAGACAAUGCAAUGAGCCCGGGGAAAGGUCUUGGACUUGUCUAUUCCGCCUUGGGCCCCAUGGUCCCUCGGUGUCUGCCACUGUUCAACGACCUCACAUGCUCGGACCAGCGCCUCAUUCAGGACAGUCUGUUUGGCGAUGCCGCAUUGAAUGUCUUCCUAAUAGGCCCUACUUUUAAAGAGCAUCACCGUGGACUUCUUAUUUCUCACUUUGUCGUCUCGCGACACAUGCUGAAGGAGGCCUUCCUUGCCUUGGCUCUCGCCUUCGAACGCGACUCGGCACUGGCUCAACGCAACACCGAAGUACAAUACAAACACGCAUCCUCGGCCAUAAGAAAACUACGUGAAUACAAAGUUCGCAGCAGCCAUGGCGUCUCUGAGUGUCUAGCACUGGGCGCCCUUAUCAUAUCCUUUACACACUACCGCUCGUCAUCACCGGACUCGGCACCAAUCUGCAGGCAGACCCUCAGCUUGGUCAAGGACAUGUACGAGUCAGACGAAGACCUGGAACCGGAUGAUCUCGUCUUUGUUCCAUGCCUCAUAUUGCCCGAGAUAAUCGACUGUCUGAUGCAAGGGUCGGUGCCCACGUUGAGGUUCCGCUGCAGGCCCGGAGCCGAAGACUACGUCGACCGAUAUACCGGUCUCUUCUGUCCGAUGCUUCCGAGCUUGUACGACAUUUGUGAGCUCAACAAUGCUCUGUCACAUGCAGACCAUCAAGAUUUGCAUGACAUAUUGGAAGCUAUUGAUCGCAUCGAGCUGACGGUGACGGCCUGGCAACCACACAUCCCAGAAGGCUUUGCCACCCGCUUCACGACAAAUGAGGUCUCUCACAUGCUCUGUCAGGCCCAGGUGGUCAGACUAGGAGCCCUUCUUCUCAUUCAUCGCCUACGAUAUCCUUUUGGCACAAACAACGGCCCAGCACUAGCCCUAGCGACCGCCAUUCUCACGCAACUUGACUUGACGCGAGCCGCAACCAACCACAGCAUAUUAUCCAUCACAUUACCAUUACUGGCGGCAUGUUUCGAGAUCAAGGAGGAGGCAGACAGGAAUAUGUGGCUCUUGAGGAUACCGAGCCUGGUGGGCUAUUCUGUCGACUUUUCACGGCAUCUGCAGAACCAUAUGACAAGGUUCUGGGAGCUACUCGAUGAUGUGGAGGUUGUAUCUUGGUAUAAUAUUAGGGAGAUGGUUCAGCUUUAUAAUUGA
Fusarium falciforme is the source of this 1392-nucleotide messenger RNA. RefSeq names its product Zn(2)-C6 fungal-type domain-containing protein. Gene Ontology annotation, molecular function: DNA-binding transcription factor activity, RNA polymerase II-specific; zinc ion binding. Gene Ontology annotation, biological process: regulation of DNA-templated transcription. The transcript has a single exon. The record is from RefSeq and is a predicted model, not a curated record. The coding region runs from base 1 to 1392 and encodes 463 amino acids. NCBI's taxonomy places the organism in Eukaryota, Fungi, Ascomycota, Sordariomycetes, Hypocreales, Nectriaceae.